GAAUCAUCGGGUGAUGAAGACGAAACGGACGAAACAGCAAAAUUGGCCAGCUGAACGGUGUUAGCUUGUGAAAGUUUCUUAAUUUUUCGGUGUAUCUCGCGCGAAACUACGGGGUAAAAUUGUGUAAAAGUGUGGUAGUAUUUCAGUAAAUACUAUUUGCGAUAUAUAUUGCACAAUAAUCUUGUAAAUAUCGUGUAAAAGUGGAAACCUCACUAGGUGCAGGAUUCAAACUUGUUCGUGGUUGCAGGAAUGACAGUGAUCGAUUCUAGUGUUGGUUGAGAAGAAAAAGCUAGUUUUCCGAGACUCCGGUGCAUUCAGAACCCUUUCAGAAGUGAACGAUAGUUGCUAUUCGGCGAAACGUGCAGUCAUCAGUACGAGGUGACUACAUUCUUUACACCAAUUGCCAUAAAAGUACGAUUUGCAAUAAGAAAAGCAGCUCGCCAAAAUGAUAAACCUAAAAGUGAAAACUCUCGAUUCUCAAAAUCAUGACUUCAGUGUGGAAAAUGAUAUUACCGUUCGACAAUUCAAGGAGCAUAUCGCCGAGAAGAUAAACGUUGCAGUGGAUAGGCAGCGCUUGAUCUACUGCGGACGGGUACUAAGCGACGACAAACCGCUAAAAGAGUAUGACGUUAAUGGAAAAGUCGUUCAUCUCGUGCAGCGGGCACCACCCUCCGCACGGGGUAACAGCUCUAGCGGUAGCACCUCUACUCUGAACGACGAAGGAGCAAGAGCUCGCCGCUCGCGAAGUAGCGACAAUGCCGCACGAUCGCAAAUGUUUCGUGGUUUGGAUGAUUUCAACACCAUGUAUUUCGGGUCGAUGACUUCGAUUCCCUUGAACGUUAAUGCAUCGCAAAGUCCUCCGCAAAUACCGACUGUGAGCCCAUCUUCAACGCUUUGUAUGAAUCGAAUCACCGUCGCUCGUCAUAUGCUUCAGUGUGCCGAUAAUAUCAUCAGUUAUCUUGAAAUACCGGAAAGAGGACUCAAUAACACCGCAAUGGAUAUUCUUUCUCAACAAACCAUGGAGUCUACGGUUUUUGAAGUCGGCAUCAGUGCCGUCGGGGAUGUGGAUAUUCCACACAAUCAAAUGCAAAACUUUGUACAAGCUUUCCAGGGUGCAGUAUCUGCAGCAUUUCGUCAAAAUGGAAUGUCUAACGUUACCGUUCAGCAACAAGAUCCGACCAAUCCGUCGGUACAGGUGUUUGGUACUAUUCCCGAUUCAGCUAUUAUUACACCACCAAACACCAGCGCUACAGCCACACCAGCUCAGGAAAGCUCUGGUGCAUCGUCUGGUGGUUCUUCAACAUCUUCAAGUACCUCGGAAUCCAGUGCUGAUUCUAGACGCCAGGCUCGGCCCGAUUCUUCCCGUAAUAAUCAAACUACCAGUACACAAACUUUAGCAGAAGUAGUCCAGCAGAUGCGCAGUGUUCAACGAAGAAUGGAACCAUUUAUGCAACAGUACUAUGAAAUUUUGCUACAUGACCCAACAUACGAAGAAGGAGACUCGGCUGCGCGAGAAAAUGCUCAGCGCGUUUUUGAUCGUAUUUCGGAAGCUUUACACUAUAUGUCCCAUGCCCAGCACGCCGUCAGCGAUCUUAUGCUCGACUUGCAGACAUCAUCUCCCCGCCAUUUGUGCUGUCGGCCAAUUUUGGUUGAGCAGUCCGCUUUCGUAAGUUCGGGAAUCGCUGCGGUUCCGAAUAACUUGGCCAACCUGCUAAGAGCCACCAAUAACAAUAACAACACGGAAGUUGGCAACAACAACAUCAAUGCACAGAUUAUCAAUCUGUCUAUACCGGCAAUUCCCACUCAACCUCCCAGUGCAGGUUCCACGCCAAUGCAACCGCCGAACCCGAUUGGCCCACAAAACAGACAAGCCGGACCACCUGGACCUACUGCCGGGACGGGAAUUCCCACAGCACCAGUUGGAGCGACUCCUACCCAAAAUCAAACACAACAGCAACAAGGUCAGUCCACAAGAUCAAUCCUGGCCAACCUCCCAGAAGAUGUUGUCACGCGCUUGUAUAUUCCUUUAUAUGACCCGACGACAGUUAGACGAAUGCAGAACAUCAUUCAGACCAUGGGACCUACAGAAAAUGCCAGUCCGAGAGCUGCAGCCUCUUCGCCCAGAAGUGCUAGCACCAGUGCCACUGGGCAAGCCACGAACGAAGAACCGCUGACCGCGUCCUCAGCUUCCUCUUCCUCCGCCAAUUCGCGGACGACCAGUGAGUCUGACUCCGUUAGCUCGGGUUCACCCGACCGUUUAACGAACUCUAACAAUGCACAGCUUCAGGUGGCACGCUUGAUUCAGGCCGUAGUAAACGCUACUCCCAUCCAUGCAGAUAUCCAUGUGCAGAUAAAUGCCGGAGGAAAUCAACCAGGUGCUGGUACUCAAAGUACAACAACUACAAGCAGCACCACUACAACCUCUACCAACAGCAGCAACAGUUUUGGACCCCAACCAACACCGACAUUGGCUAAUAGUAACGCGUCCACUAACAUCAAUCGUGGCAAUAACGACAGCGAAUCACAAUCUCGUUUUGUAACCGUUACUCUACCAACAACAUCCACGCAAACACGAUCGACGUCUAGGCCACACAUUCACAGCAUACCCCCAGCACGUAUUCGCAACGUGCGUCCGAUCCCAGCAAAUAUGCUUUCCUCCUUUGACAGGUUCUUACCAUGUAAUAGCCACCACAUACGCGAAAAUUCUGACCGUGUUACAUCAGAAGCCUCAACCGUAAGGAACACCGCGGCAAAUAGUAACAACAACAGUAGCAGAACCACACCAACAUCUACAGCUAGUCAACCCAGUGCACCUCCUUCGGAAACCAUCUCGUCGCUACCGUUUAACUUAUUCGGUAGUCAGUUCACAUUAGCAGAUUUUGAACAGAUUGUUCCCAACCCUAAUACGCUGAAUCGAGUCCGUGAUUCACUUCAGGCAUACGUCAUUGAAACACUUUUCAAUGGACAGGCGAUUAACGAAGCUACCAUGCAAGAUGCCGUUGAUCUUCUAAUUCGUCGACUUGAACCAAUCCUAACACGCGUAUCGAACUACGAUCUACCAGACUACGACACACGGGCUUCGAUUGAAAAUUUAAUACGCAACUCAAUUCCAUUCUGCAUUAAUUUGAUUCGCGAGGAUAACUCGCAACAGUUUGGUGUCCGUUUACUACGCUUCCUCAUCACUUUUGUUCGCCGAUUUUUCAUGAUAUUGGUAACCUGCGUUGGACAGACAAAUGCCCACUCCUUUUCUGGUGAACUACUAAACAUGGCAAUAUUCAGCACCCAGGAUGUACCCACCGUUAACCCGGAACUAUUGCAACUGUUUCUACCAGCCAUACAACGUCAGUUGGAACGUUCCAGCCAUCACGAUCAGCAAGAUAUCCAGGAAUUUUUGGUAAUUAGAGGGCAUGCUCCCGAGCACAAUAAUCGUCAUCGAGUACCUAGUCCCAUGGAAGUAGAUGACUUGGAAUCUACAACGACACCAGAGCUCGUAUCAGACAUAGCGGAAAUUUCCAUUUCCAUCGAACCACCGAUUGUCAAUAUCGAUCAAUGCGCUGCAAUUGUAAUUUCCGCUGCACCAAUUUCUUCGACUGGAUCAUCAUCAACAGGAGCCGUUCCUGCCACAGCCGCACCCGUAGAUAACAGUGAAGAUAUAACGAUGGCGACUCCCGCAACAGCCAUUGAACCCUCUGUACCGCCACCACUGGCACGGAAAGAAGAAGUCGAGGGUCUACCUUCUGUAGUUGUCGGCUCUGAGCCGUGGCACACACAUUUACCAUCCACCUGGCUUCCGGUGAUUACACGUGACAUCGCGCGUCAGAGAAGACAGAUCCCGCAAGGACCCUACUCUGAUGCAUACAUAUCCGGUAUGUCAUCAAAACGUCGUAAACUAAUCGCCGAAACGAAACCUCCCUCGGACAUCCCGUCGCUUAUAACAGCUGGGGUGAGGCAAGCUUUCUACAAUACCGGCAUCAAUCCUGUGCUUACUGGGAACGCCAAUUCCAAUAGUGCUGGAGUCAGUACCGGUAACGGUCCAGUUACUCUGGAUGAGCUGGCCAAUACGAUAGCAGAUGAUUCGACCUUGCAGAGUUCAUAUUGCGAAACUAUGAAAACCAGCAUACGAGAAAGGUUAGCCAAAGAUCCAGAUUACGAUGCGAAACGGUAUCCAAAUUGUUCAAAAUAUUUCGAGAAAUAAUCGCAACGCCUUAAAGAAGCUUGAGUGAUGAACAGGGAAACAAAGCAAGGUUAGUUUUACGCGUUGCAAGAUUGUCAUAGUUGGCAUGGUGGAGAGAAUAACAUGGGUGCGCAGUGCAAUUCACUGCAGUAACAUACAACUCUGCGAAUGAAAUGAAGCACAUGCUAAAGAAAAAAAUCUGUACUAUAAUAUUAAAUUAAAGAUGGACAAUUCAAUUAGUACUCUAUAUGCUUGACUAACCAUCAUCCUCCUAAAUAUUGAUAUCUAAUUGAAAUCUGCAAACUGAACAAACCAUUAUUCAUAAUCGCGUCGAUUUAUAGAUCAAUAUCCGCUGGUUUGUUAUUGGGGCAGUUUGCAUUGUUAUCUAUUCAAAAUAGGUUUUGUGCAUAUGUUAGUUACAGCUGUGAACAAAAACAGUUUUAAGUGAAAAUAAACUUUGAAGGACACAGACCGUUACGAUAAGCUUACUAACUGACGGUCAUUAUCUAAAUUAGAAGAAAUUUGCUAUCAAUUAUACAGGAGAAUAAAGGAUUAUUCUUUUCUUUUGUUUUUUUUGUUUUUGCAACUGA
Molecule: messenger RNA, 4764 nt
Organism: Wyeomyia smithii (pitcher-plant mosquito)
Lineage: Eukaryota; Metazoa; Arthropoda; Insecta; Diptera; Culicidae
Product: large proline-rich protein BAG6
Exons: 13
Coding region: 446-4195 (1249 amino acids)
Cellular component (GO): BAT3 complex
Molecular function (GO): misfolded protein binding; polyubiquitin modification-dependent protein binding
Source: RefSeq, a predicted model, not a curated record